Molecule: messenger RNA, 1057 nt
Organism: Jatropha curcas
Lineage: Eukaryota; Viridiplantae; Streptophyta; Magnoliopsida; Malpighiales; Euphorbiaceae
Product: Integrase-type DNA-binding superfamily protein
Biological process (GO): regulation of DNA-templated transcription
Molecular function (GO): DNA binding; DNA-binding transcription factor activity
Source: RefSeq, a predicted model, not a curated record
CUACUAUCCCUAGCUCCUCUCUCUAUUUCAUGCGCCAAUCACUCAGCCAUUUCUCUUUAGGCUUCCUCUCAUGGAUAAACAUAUCAACCUUGAAAUUGAUGCUCCAGAAAAUUCCCUUACCUCCUCCUCCUCCUCUUCUUCUUCUCCUUCUUCAUCUUCUUCUUCUUCCUCCUCCUCAGCUUCUAAUAAAGGCUCAAGAAAGGCUUACUUUCAAGAACUGGAAAAUGGCAAUGAGAGUAAGAAAAAGCAAAAGAUGUCUACUUCUAGUGCUGAUCAUAAUGAAACUAAUCGCAAUAACAAUAAGCAUCCAAAAUAUAGAGGCGUAAGAAUGCGAAGUUGGGGGAAAUGGGUAUCUGAAAUUAGAGAGCCAAGAAAGAAAUCAAGAAUAUGGCUUGGUACUUACCCUACUGCAGAAAUGGCUGCUCGAGCUCACGAUGUAGCUGCUUUAGCCAUCAAAGGUAAUUCUGCUUACCUCAAUUUCCCCGAACUGGUUCAUGAACUUCCUCGACCUGUCACCAAAUCUCCUAAAGACAUUCAAGCUGCGGCUGCUAAGGCUGCUCUCUCCGAAACAACACAGUUUCAACUUCAAGCUGAAGCUCAUCAGCUCAUAUCAUCAAACACAAACACUACUUCGGCUAUGGAUAAUAGUAAUACACAAGAAUCUGAUGAUACAUUGUUUGACUUGCCUGAUCUAUUCAUCGACGGUGUUGACCUCAAGAGCAAUGGGUUUUGUCAAUAUUCUCCUUCAUGGCAUCUGUGUACAGCGGAUACCGGUUUCCGGGUUGAGGAGCCUUACAUAUGGGAGUAUUAUUAGAGAAUUUUAAUUUAUUUUUUAACACCAAAGUAAAUAGCUUAGUUGAAGUUCUUUUAAAUUUAGUUCAAGAAUUCCAUGUUGGGAGUCUCGUGUUUGUCCUAAUUGGGAUCGAUAGAUUAGCAGAAAAUAUUACAUUAAAUUCCUGUUUUGUCUUCUAGAAACAACAAAAGGGCCUGGAAAUUUGACUGCACUGUAAGAUAUGAAAACAAUAAAGCUCAUAAAUUAAAAUGACAGUUCUCUUUA